This is a messenger RNA of Humulus lupulus (European hop), 1383 nucleotides long. RefSeq lists its product as uncharacterized. The transcript has 5 exons. Gene Ontology annotation, molecular function: catalytic activity. Bases 1 to 1383 code for a protein of 460 amino acids. The record is from RefSeq and is a predicted model, not a curated record. Lineage: Eukaryota; Viridiplantae; Streptophyta; Magnoliopsida; Rosales; Cannabaceae.
AUGGAUUGUCGUAAAGAGCUGAAAACUCAAUGGGUCAAAAAGGAUACUAUGGCAAAAGAAGAGGUGAAGGAUAGGAGGAGUAAAGAAAAUGCAGAACCUGAAGCUGUGGAGCCUGCGGUCUUGAUUACUACUCAUUCUAAACAAGGUCAGGUUGCAGAUAUUAAUGCUAAGCUUUCAAGGCCAAGGCAAAAGAAGUUGAAUAAAUUUGAAGUGCUUCAAGAGCAAGUGAAUGGUAGCAAAGAAGAUGGUAGGAGGAGUUUAUGGGAAGGGUUACAAAGGUUAUCUCUCUUGGAUAAAGCGUGGAUCAUCUUAGGGGACUUCAAUGCCCAUUUCUCUGGUAUGGACAAAUCUGGAGGGAAACCUAUUUCAGCUUUGGAGUUGGUUGAUUCUCUCCGUUGGAUUGAGGAUACUCAUGUUGAGUCUCUUAAGAGUUUAGGUUCCUAUUUCACUUGGACUAAUAACCAAAAUGGAUUAGCUAGAAUCUAUUCUAAAAUUGACCAUGUUUUCAUGAAUGAGAAUUGGCUUGAUUUCUUUCCUCAUUCCACUGUUGUAUUUAGAUGGGAAGUUGUUUCAGAUCAUUGCUCUUGUGUUGUUAACAUCCUGCCUAUGGAGAAGUUGGGUUUGAAACUGUUCAGAUUCUACAAUUUUUGGGCAGAUCAUCUUGACUUCAAUGAGGUGGUUAUGAACAUUUGGAGGCUUCCUAUAAAGGCAACUGGUUUAAGGGCUAUCUACUUAAAGACUUUGAGGCUGAAGCAUAGAUUAAGAAGUUUUAACAGAGAAAAUAUUGGUGACAUUGGGUUUAACUAUCACAAGGCUAAGGAGAAUUACCAAGAAGCUCAAUUUCAAGCUCAAUCUCAUCCUUUUGACUAUAGUUUUCAGGAAGUUAUGAAGGAAGCUGCUGCAACUUUUUCGAAGCGUAGAGCUGAAAAUGGUAUUGAUUCCUAUAUCACGGAUCAAGGUAAUUUGGUAGAUAAUUUUCCUGAAGUUGUUUCUCACUUUGUUGAGCAUUUCAGAGGCUAUUUGGGGAGCCCGAGUUCUGCUAUUGGCAGGAUAAACUUUCAGUGUAUAGAGAUGGGAUCCAAGCUCUCAGUUGAUCAACAACUGAUGCUUUUAAAACCUUUUUCUCGUAAGGAAAUUCGUGAAGCUUUAUUUGGUAUUCCUAUCACUAAGUCCCCGGGACCUGAUGGUUUUGAUUCUGGCUUUUUCAAGGCAGUUUGGCAGGAUAUAGGGGAUGAAGUUUGCUCAGCCAUCAGUCAAUGCUUUGACACAGGGAGUCAAGAGAAGGGUUGGAAAGCAGAAAAACUCAGCCAUAGAGUCGCCGUCGCCGGAGAAGAAGACAAAACCGGCGAUAUUUCCGGCGAACCCAAUCUGGGUGUUUACUGA